Molecule: messenger RNA, 1992 nt
Organism: Dicrocoelium dendriticum
Lineage: Eukaryota; Metazoa; Platyhelminthes; Trematoda; Plagiorchiida; Dicrocoeliidae
Source: the annotation of a GenBank genome assembly
UGUUGGGUGAAAUCGGCCCCGUCCACCCCUGAGACUGAACCCAAUCUACGUAGUAACCAAACUCCCCCUUCGAAGUCAAAGUUUAGGUCACCGGCGAAGACGCUGAGUAAUCGCUUGCUAGCCUUGUACUCUGGGGCCAACACACUGACUGACGAAUCCUCACAAUCAUGGCGCACACUCACUUCGGACAGGCAAAAGCCAGAUUUGUUGUGUCUUUCAACUCAAGAGGUAUCAAACCAAUCUACAAAUUUGUUAGCUGUUUAUUAUGAAUUGGACAGGACCAGCAAACAAACUAGCCCGUUCUCUCCUGAUUGUCGACUUAUUUUCUCUUGUGGAAGCUCAGCUUCCGUCCACUUUUGGCAAUUCCCUUGUCAUGCCGGUCUCCUGGCCGCACGCUCCCAAUUCCUACGUCGCAUUCUGCUGCGACGCCACUUUCCCCCAUCACCCGGUUUUGUAACAACAAUUGUGCUGGAUGGAUCUGUACUGAAACCACAUUUUGCACCCAUUUUACUGCAUUUUAUUUAUUCCGAUUGGUUGAACACAGAGGCAAUGGCUUGCAUGUACUUGCCAAAACAACAGCACGUCGAGGAGCCGGGGGCGUUUUCCAUCGAGUGUCCGGAAUCCACACAUCAAUCCGCGCAUAUGCAAUGGCACCAAGAUCACCAUGGCCAUGACAAAAGCGUGCAGCCUUACUGUAGCCAGAUUGCGGAGCAUCCUGUUCAAGACUUAGCCAAUUUGGCCCAGCCGGUUUCCGGGACACGCGUUAUUCCCCUACACGAACACAAGCGUGGAAUUAGGUUUUAUUUUCAAUGCCCAUUCUGUUUGAUACACGUUUUAGAAUUGCAUUCAGUGGGACAAUUGUUGGAAUUUCCCAGAUUUUCCGAAGCUUGUGAAGAUUUAGUGAUUCGGUCGAUGGAACUUCCAGUGCAUGCGACUGCUACUGCAGGUGCUCAACCCAGCCAUUCACACAAUCAUCAGUCGCCAAAAAUGACACCCAUCAUCUUUGCUGUCGGGCUGCUUCAUUGGACCAACGUAAACGACAGCAGAUCCUCCCCCAUACUUUCAGGUGGUGAGACUCCUGUUCAUGAUGGAGACCAACUACCGACCGAGUGCAGCUCUCCAUCAUACCGAGGUACCGAUGAUUGUCUAGAACAACAGAAAUUCCUGUCUCAAUGCAUUCAGACCACUGACAGUGAUCAGUGGUUGUUAAGUGGAGAAGGAGCAUCCACGCGAUACCCUUGUCGUAGAGCGGUGCAGUAUCUACGCGAACACUUCACUGCAUUGGUUCGAGCACCAGGUUUGCUAAGGCGUUUAACUCCACAGCAUUUCAGUGAACUGAUUUCUUCCGAUUUGGUUCAAGCUCCGGAAUCGGAAAUUCUGGCUGCAUUGCUAUCUUGGUCGGAACAGCGAAUCCAGCUUGCGCAUUCGGAUUUCGCAGUGAACUGGUCUCGUUCUGCAAGUUAUCUUGAUCUAGUGUCCAAUCUGACGGAAGCCCCACUGAAGCCGGCCUACUAUGGUCAACAGGAUGGGAUAGGAUUGAAUCCGUGGUUAUUAUUGAUCCAGUCCGAUGAGGUACAACUGCCGAAUGAAAGACGGGAUUCAACUGACAAUCGGUGGUGCGCAAAUAGUACGCUGGGUCCAUCACUGUCAGCUCAGUGCGAGUUGUGUAGAGUGUCUCCCGAGAGUCGCUCUACAUCAGUCAUUGAUCUUGAACCAGUCAACCUGAACGCCAUUGUGAAAGUGUUGGAUCAGCAUCAACUGCUUGAUCUACUUCGACCUGCUCACCUGCUUCAUCCACUACCCUUGGGUUUGGCCACGGUGAUCUUGCAAUAUCAACUUGACCAGGGUCAAGCUAAAACGGUUUCACCUCAACCGACAGACAUUCUAAUCAAUCAGCAUGCGUCGAAGGCGGAGGCCAUCCGAAGUUCACCGUGGCUACCCUUAUUAACAACUAGCAUGAUGUUGUUACCACUCUCUCCUCAGGCAAACAAG